Messenger RNA from Callorhinchus milii (elephant shark), 2871 nucleotides. RefSeq names its product ariadne homolog 2 (Drosophila) (gene arih2). Gene Ontology annotation, molecular function: ubiquitin conjugating enzyme binding; zinc ion binding; ubiquitin protein ligase activity. Gene Ontology annotation, biological process: protein polyubiquitination; ubiquitin-dependent protein catabolic process; positive regulation of proteasomal ubiquitin-dependent protein catabolic process. Lineage: Eukaryota; Metazoa; Chordata; Chondrichthyes; Chimaeriformes; Callorhinchidae. Gene Ontology annotation, cellular component: ubiquitin ligase complex; cytoplasm. The record is from RefSeq and is a predicted model, not a curated record. Bases 246 to 1718 code for a protein of 490 amino acids. The transcript has 15 exons.
AGGCCUGAGUGGGCUCGAGCUGAAGCCGACACCGGGAGCGGCGCCCCUCAGCCUCAGCCCCGACACCGCCUGAGCCUCAGCCCCGACACCGCCUGAGCCUCAGCCCCGACACCGCCUGAGCCUCAGCCACACGGAAUCUGAAGAGUGGAGGUGGUCCAAGAAAUUGAGUGUUUCUUGUAAAUCCUACGUUUUGUUUCUGUUCACGGAUUUGGUGAAAAUUGUGGUGAGUUAUCCAGGUUGGGAAAAUGUCUGUGGAUAUGAAUAGCCAGAGCUCAGACAGUAACGACGAUGAUUAUGAUGGAAACUCUGAUGAUGAUGAAGAUGAUCAGGAGGAUAUGAGUGACUAUUAUGAAGGAGUGGCGAAUGAUGUGGAGCAACAAGGUGCAGAUUCUUUCGACCCAGAGGAAUACCAAUUCACCUGUCUAACCUACAAGGAGUCCGAGAACGUACUAAACGAACAAGUCGAUACUUUGGCAAGGAGCCUUAAGGUUCAGCCGUCUGUAGCCAAGCUUAUUUUAGUAAACUUCCAUUGGAAAAUCCCUGAAAUUUCAGAAAGGCAUACGUCUAAUGCAACCCAGCUUCUGGUGGAAGCCAGAGUUCAGCCGAGCACGUUAAAAAAUACCUUGAUACAUUCCUCCCACCAGUGUGGUGUGUGUCUGCAGUUAGUUCGGAAAGAGAACCUGAUAUCCUUGCCCUGCCAUCAUCAAUUCUGUCGCAGCUGCUGGGAGCAGCACAGCACUGUACUGGUGAAGGAUGGCAUUGGAGUGGGAAUAUCCUGUAUGGCACAGGACUGCCUACUCCGAACACCUGAGGAUUUUGCUUUCCCUUUGCUUGCUAGCGAAGAAUUGAAAGAAAAAUACAGGCGCUACCUCUUCAGGGAUUACAUAGAGAGCCAUUAUCAGCUUCAGCUGUGUCCUGGUGCUGACUGUCCGAUGGUGAUCCAGGUACAGGAGCCGAAAGCCAGGCGUGUGCAGUGCAGCCUUUGUAAUGAGGUUUUCUGCUUCAAAUGUCGCCAGAUGUACCAUGCCCCCACUGACUGCACCACCAUUAAAAAAUGGCUCACCAAAUGUGCCGAUGACUCAGAGACUGCAAAUUACAUCAGUGCACAUACAAAAGAUUGUCCCAAGUGCAAUAUUUGCAUUGAGAAAAAUGGAGGGUGCAAUCACAUGCAAUGCUCCAAAUGCAAGCAUGAUUUCUGCUGGAUGUGCCUGGGAGACUGGAAGACCCACGGAAGCGAGUACUAUGAGUGCAGCCGAUACAAGGAGAACCCGGACAUUGUGAACCAGAGCCAGCAGGCACAGGCUAGAGAAGCACUGAAGAAAUACCUGUUCUACUUUGAAAGGUGGGAGAACCACAAUAAAAGUCUGCAGCUGGAGGCGCAGACAUACCAGCGGAUUCAGGAGAAAAUCCAGGAGCGAGUGAUGAACAAUCUGGGAACGUGGAUUGAUUGGCAGUACCUGCAGAAUGCUGCCAAACUGCUGGCUAAGUGUCGUUACACUCUGCAGUAUACAUAUCCGUACGCCUACUAUAUGGAGUCUGGACCCAGGAAGAAACUGUUUGAGUACCAGCAAGCACAGCUGGAGGCCGAGAUUGAGAACCUCUCCUGGAAGGUGGAGCGAGCAGACAGUUAUGACAGAGGGGAUCUAGAGAAUCAGAUGCAUAUAGCAGAGCAGAGGCGAAGAACGCUUCUGAAGGAUUUUCAUGAUACAUCGGACUAAAGCGAGCUAAGCGUCCGGCUGGCUUUUGAAACAGGAGUUGUCUCUGGAAGAAGAUGAAAUAUUGUUUCUAAUUUUGUUCAUUCAUCUUUAACACCUUUUGGGAUUUGUUUUUUUUUCCUUUCAGCCGGAGUGGUUCCCAGGGUUUACAGUGGUUCCAUUCAUGAGGCGCUUUCCCCCCCCCCCACUCCUCUGUCUCUCUCCAGCCCACGGUGUAGUAGUGUUAGAUCAUAAAAGUUGAUGUAUUUCUUUUUUGAAAAAUUGUACAUUAACAGAGGAAACCGAACAGGGGGAUUGUUUAAACCUUUUUAGCAUUAUAGCAAGUGUGAACUUUACAAAUGCUUUCACAGAGACUUGAACAAUUACAAAAAGUGUCACCUUAACCAAAGGCAUUAACGUUGCUACACGUUUUCAUUAGAAAUAUUUGGGGGAAUUUGUGGCACAAUCUAAUCAUAGUGCAUACUGGCAGCAAGGCACUCUGUAUAGACUACUGCUACAACAUACAGGUUAAAAGGUCCCCUUGAAACCAUUUGUCUCUGGGCUUUGCAGCAUUAUUUUACUUCAAAUGUGAAUUUGUUUCAUAGUAUUGAACUACUUUGAAUAGUGAUUUCUUUUUUCCCUCUCUCCCUCCCACCCAAACUCUUUUGUAAACUCAAAACAACCCAAAGUCUGGCAGCAACAGCCCUGUGCGGUGUGCUUGUGCAUCGCUGGGUUUCUCAAAAAAUAUCUGAAUGAGAUGCCGUGUACUUUAGGAUUCUUUCUUACCCGCACUGGAGAAUACUGCAAAAUGUAUUUCUCCAUUGAGAUUAGCAAUAUAAUACUGAGUCUCCACUGUUACUACCUCUAAUGUGCUAAACGUAGAGCAUUACAGUCAUUGGCUUGGGCUGUUACAAGAAGGGGUUUAGAGGCUUAUGGGGUUUAGUGGCUUUAUAUAGCACGCUGUAACCCCUAGAGUGUGUAACUUGUUGCAUAAUUUAAACCAGCUAUUAUCUUCAACAACUUGAAAGUCUUUUUUAAAAUCCUGUGCAGUUGCGGCUAUUUUUCUCCAGCGCUGACAUUGUGUGAGGUACUUUCUAUUAGUGAGGUGGGGGUGGAGGUGACAGGAUAUUCACAAAGUAGCGUUUUUUUUAAUAUAAACCUCAAUUGUGUUGGUCAA